AUAACCUCAAAAAAAGUUUUUUUUUUAAUUUAUAGUCAUUCUAAGAAUAUUUGUGUAUUAUUUAAUAAGAUUUUUUGCUAAAAACACGUACGUAAAUUAGGUACGCCUCUGGAAUUCGUCGGUAUAAUGCAAUAAAAAGGAGUUGGCGCUCGACUCUUGUUGUCCCUUACAAAAGGUAAUACCUAAUGGAGAUUUCUUGCUUACCAUGUGAAACUGUACAUCCAUCAAAAAAACUAUGGAACGAGUAUUUAAAAUAAAAACGAAGUCGCAACCGGACGUAGCGAGCCAGUAUCCGUCGGAGCGACGCUACUCAGCUUCAAUAGUAUUGGGACUCAGCGCUGUCCUGUUGCUGUUUUGCUUAUGUUCCCUCCUGAUGGGCGGCCUAAUUAUAUACAAAACCUCCAUUAUACCCCAUUCGCCCCACCCAAUCAGGGAUAAACUGGAAAAAGAUGCCGAAUAUAUUAGUGACCCCAGUUACAUCCACUAUUACGUCAACGUGCCAAUACUGGUGGCCACCGGUUGCUUCCUGAUGGCCUUCGGUAACAGUUUAACCUUCGUUUCCGGAAUAUUCGCUUGGAAGAAAUGGUACAUAGACCAUAACAUCAUGUUUUUCUUCUUGUCUUGCAGCUUUUCCACCCUCACGUCCGUUAUUUCCCUGUUAAUCAGCGCCCUCUCCACGUCGAACAUGACGUUUCGCAGUGAAGACUUGUCUCCCAUCUCGCUUCCGCUCGCGUCAAACGUCAUAGUCCUGUCAGCUGUCAAUGUCAUCUGGUCGAUCGUGGCCAGUAAGAUCGCGUAUCGGGGCAUGCGCAACCGUUAUCCCGACGAUAUUUUGACGAAGAGCGGCAACGGUGUAGAGGUCAGCCGCGUAAUUAAAAAAGGGGGUGAAAAGAAUGUCCCCAUUGAGGUUAUGAAUAACUUUGUGGUGGGCAAAAUGGCCCAGUAUCUACCGAAAUUAGAGAAUAAGGAUUUACCGAAACAGGAAAGCGACGCCGAAUAUAAUCAAAGGGUCAGUCAGUUUUUAAGUGAUAAACCCGAUGGUGACGAGGCGCGGUGCGACGAAAAAGACGUUAAUUAAUUUAGUUAGAAAGUGGUUUUAGUUAAUUAUUAAAUAUUUCAGGUUAUUAGUAAGACUGAGUAUAGAAAUGUAAGCGUGUGACAUAUUUAAAUAAAUUGUGAGUAAUUGA
This is a messenger RNA of Anthonomus grandis grandis, 1187 nucleotides long. RefSeq lists its product as uncharacterized. The transcript has 2 exons. Lineage: Eukaryota; Metazoa; Arthropoda; Insecta; Coleoptera; Curculionidae. Bases 236 to 1078 code for a protein of 280 amino acids. The record is from RefSeq and is a predicted model, not a curated record.